AUGUUCAGACCAAGCUCUAUACGCCGCCUCAUCCGCGAGAACCUUUCGCGCGUCUCUGCUACUGCGAUUCAGCGGGGCCACGAAGGAUCUUCCUCUGUCAACGACCCUCCUCCCGCGCCCCUCCUCCUUCCCGUAGAUCUUCCCACGGCUUCUCCUCCAUGCGACAGGUCAUCUCAUGUGUAUUCAUCUUGCGCCGUGCCUCCUUCGCGAGCGGAUCCAUCCACAGACCUUUCGCCUUUGGCUAGGUCUACUGCUCAUCCGCGUCCGCAAGAAACUUCCAUCGGUCCAUCGCGAGAUUCGCGUUCGCAAGAGCCGCCUAAUGCGCCACAUACUGAGGACCGCAGGCAUCCUUAUACACGUCGUCUAUGGGCCUCUGAUAUGCCGGCCCAUGCUAUGGGUACAGCUGGCAGAUCUGCGCCAUCGUCAACUCUGAAUAUCUACUCUGACGACAUGCUCCCGCAAUCUUCUCCGGCGGGGUCAGCGCCUCUCCCCGACACACAGUGGGCAGGCUACGACAAAGAAGUGAUCAACGUCAUGAUGCCCGUCGACCUGCACGGAUGUUUCCUCAUCCUACUCAGCGCCCCACACUUGCGCAAAAUUCAGUUUUGGCGGAUCAACGGUAACAGAAACUCUGGGAAGUGGCCCGAGCUCGAGGUUCGAGAGCUCGAGUCGCUGAUUAUUCGCGAUACCGAGAUGCAGAUCAAGAAACUCUUGGACUGCCUCCGCAUCCGGGAUCUGCAGGAACUUGAAGUGUACUACGCCUCCCAAUGCGGCCAUAACUUCAUCUCGGACCGGGCCUCAUAUCGCAAACUCUUCGAUUCGCGCCGACAUCUACCCCUCGAAGGUCGGAUCCGGAUUGUGCCAAACGAUCCAAAGUACAGUGGCAGGUCUUCGUCGCUAGAGCGACGGUUGAAAGAAAGUCUCCGUGGAAAGGAGUGGGACAUCAGAGUGACUGAUAAUCUCUUCUGA
Molecule: messenger RNA, 969 nt
Organism: Schizophyllum commune H4-8
Lineage: Eukaryota; Fungi; Basidiomycota; Agaricomycetes; Agaricales; Schizophyllaceae
Exons: 2
Coding region: 1-969 (322 amino acids)
Source: RefSeq, a predicted model, not a curated record